AUGUCAUUUAUGAAGACAAAUAUGCUGGUUCGAUCGUUGAGCACGUCUUCUGCCGCUGCUCAACUCGUGAAACCUCCUGUACAAGUUUUUGGUUUGGAGGGAAGGUAUGCUUCAGCCCUUUACUCCGCGGCUUCAAAAAGCAAGAGUUUGGAUGCUGUGGAAAAAGAAUUGAGUCAAUUCCAGAAAUCCAUUAAAUCAGACCCAAAAGUCAAGGAAUUUAUCAUUAACCCAACCCUUAAGAGAAACCUUAAAGUUGAUGCCUUAAAACAGGUUGCCGUCAAGACUAACUUGUCGCCUACAACCAGCAACUUGUUAGGUUUAAUGGCCGAGAAUGGCCGUUUGGAUAAGUUGGAAGCUGUUAUAAAUGCUUUCAAAAUGAUGAUGGCCGCCCACCGUGGUGAGGUCACAUGCGAGGUUGUUACGGCUAAGCCUUUAGAUCCUGCACAGAAACAAAGCUUGGAAGCUGCUCUUAAGAAAUUCCUUAAAGGCAAUGAGACUCUACAACUCACAGCUAAAGUUGAUCCAUCUCUGAUUGGAGGUAUGGUUGUAUCAAUUGGCGACAAGUUUGUUGACAUGAGUGUUGCCAGCAAAGUAAAGAAAUACACCGAACUCAUCAGUAAUGCUGUUUAA
This is a messenger RNA of Danaus chrysippus (African queen), 630 nucleotides long. The record is from the annotation of a GenBank genome assembly. NCBI's taxonomy places the organism in Eukaryota, Metazoa, Arthropoda, Insecta, Lepidoptera, Nymphalidae.